AUGGGAGAAAAGAUUGCUUUAUGGGGCUUUGGAGUAAUGAAUAAAAUCAUGUUGAAAUAUCUAAUUGAAAAUAACUACCAAAUAGCUACUGUGAUUGGAGGUCGUGAUCACGGUAAAGACGCUGGGGAGGCUGCAGGCUUGGAAUAUCUUGGUGUAAAAGUUAUUCGACCUGAAGAAGCAGAUGAUGUUCUUAGAGAGACUAGACCUGUUUUGUGCAUUCUUUCAACCAUAAGUGGACUUUCUUUAAUUAUGGAUCAGCUUGUCAUCUUAGCCAGAAAUAGAGUUAAUGUACUCACUAUUAAUGAAGAUGCUUUUUACUCUUGGAGUAUUCAGCCUUAGUUGACCUAAGAGAUUGAUUCUAUGUUUAGAUAGAACUUAGUAACAUUUACAGGAACUGGAUAUUUUGACUUGCUUGGAUGCUACUUUGGAUCUCUAUUGGUUGGCAUUUCACAUAAGGUUGAUAAAAUUUCAAUGAAAGUUCAAUUCACCCUUGAUGAUUUUGGAGUUGGGGACGAAGAUGGUGUUGGUCUUAGCAUAGAGGAAUUCGAAAAGAAAUUUGCUGAAUCAAAAGGAGAAAUAGCAUAUAUCUGGCCUCCAGUAGAGGCUCUUGCAUUCAGAUUAGGAUGGAAAAUUCUCGCCAUAUCUUAGAAGCAUGAACCAACCCUGGCCCCUGUAGAUAUCCAAUCUAAGUAAUACGGUGUUAUAGAAUAAGGUAGAGCUACUGGGUUUAAGGCCAUUGUCACUUGUAAAGCACUAAGAUAAGAUAAUUAGGUGGCUGAAAUUGAAGCGCAGUCAAUUGGUUGCAUCUAUCAUGGAGAUAUGGAAGAUUAUUGUGAGUGGGAAACUAUUGGAGUGCCUUCCUUAACACUUAAAAUGCCUAAACCAGACACAAAUGCAAUCACUUGUGCUUCUACUGUCAACAGAAUAAAAGACUGCAUAAAAGCAAGGCCUGGCUAUGUUACUGUUGUAGAAAUGGGUCCUAUUGCUUGA
This is a messenger RNA of Stylonychia lemnae, 990 nucleotides long. NCBI's taxonomy places the organism in Eukaryota, Ciliophora, Spirotrichea, Sporadotrichida, Oxytrichidae. The record is from the annotation of a GenBank genome assembly.